GAGGGAUAUUUGUAACAUAAACCACUUACUGCAAUUGCUUCCUGGUCCAUACCAAAGCCGGUCUAUAUAUUAGAAGUUCUUUUUCCAUACUGUCUAUGGGAAACACCAAAGAAUUUCUAAUAUAGGAAAAACUUACUAACAGAACAACCAGCUACAGGUUUGUAUAUAAUGGCAGCUGUCACUAACACAUUUGAAAGUGUAAAAGCGACCAUCUUAUCAGCUCAUGAAAGCACCACAUCAGUAGAAAAGGUCAACUUCUACAACUCCUGGGCAGAGAACUAUGAUCAGGAUGUGGCUGUUCUGGACUACCGUGCACCAAGUCUGGCAGCAAACAGCAUCUCCUCCCAUUUCAGCAGUGAUCGUGAAGCAGCUUUAGUGUUGGAUGUGGCCUGUGGUACAGGACUGGUGGCCAAACAGAUGAAGAUACAUGGAUUUGGACAUUUUAUGGGUAUCGAUGGAAGCGAGGCUAUGUUGAAGUUGGCCAGAGAGAGCGGGUUGUACCAGGACCUGAAGCAGUCCUUGCUGGGAGAGGAGCCGCUGCCUGUUCAGUGGGGUUUGUUUGAUGUGGUUGUGAUCGUUGGAGCACUGAGUAUUGGUCAGGUCCCGGUUGGUGUCGUCAGAGAGUUGUGUGAGUCCACCAAACCAGGUGGCUACAUUUGCAUGACAACCAGAAGUAACCGUGACAAUGUGGAAUACAAAGCCGCCCUGGAGCGUGAGCUCAAGCAGAUGGAGGACGAAGGGCUCUGGACUUGUGUAGAGGUGUCUCAGGUGGAAGACUGGGAGAGAGCGGUGUCACAGCAGGAGGACGGAUACAUAGCUGGUGCCGUGUACCUCUAUAAGAAACUAAAACUAUAGCACAUUGCACGUCAAUGUAGAUGCGACAUCACAGCAGCAAAGGUACAAAACAACUCAAGAAGAUACAAAAUAUUCAAAUAACUCACUUUUAACUUCAAGUGUCCCAUUUUAAAUGAACAGCAUCACAGGUCAGGCAUGAUGUGCCUGGUAAAUGACUUUGGGUUUAAGCAGCACAAAUGUCAGUGAGACUCUGAUACACAGUGACGUUCAAACUGGAAAAGCGGUGAAAUAAAGCACUCUCUAAACAGUA
Molecule: messenger RNA, 1105 nt
Organism: Perca fluviatilis (European perch)
Lineage: Eukaryota; Metazoa; Chordata; Actinopteri; Perciformes; Percidae
Gene: mettl27
Product: methyltransferase like 27
Exons: 6
Coding region: 169-855 (228 amino acids)
Molecular function (GO): S-adenosylmethionine-dependent methyltransferase activity
Source: RefSeq, a predicted model, not a curated record